UAGUUUACUUUUUGAAUUUUUGUAACAGAGCAUCACGCCGCUUUUGUUUUUAGGCAGCCUUCAUAUGUUUUGAAAUGCCUACAAAAAUACUGUUUAUUUAUUUUGGUGAUAAUUUAUUUAACAAGUUAAAAAUUCUGAUUAGCGAUGAAUGUCAAGAAUCGCUGUUUCAAAAUCUUAAUUGCACAGUGUUUAACCUUUUAAAAGAAACUUCAUAUCUACAUGUUAUCGACGAAGUAUUUUUAAGUUGGUCUCAUGUGCUAAUAAAAGUUGGAGAAAAGAUAUAUUAUUGCGGUUUUAAUAAAUCCGAAAGCAAUGAUGUGCAUGAAGUAUUUUGCGAGAUAAAAAAUGGUUUGAUAGUGAAGAUUAUAUGUGGUUUACAAAUUUCAUUCUUUGUGACAAAUGAUGGGUAUUGCUAUGUUUACUCACAUACAGAUUUCCAACCAGAAUUGAUCGAUUUUGGUAGUCCUGAUGUAAAAAUAAAAAAUGUUGCAGUUGGUGGCAUGCAUGCUGUAGCAGUAACUGAAAGUGGAGAAGUUUUUAAUAUUAAUCUAGAACAAAAGGUAACUGCUAUAUUGUUACCAAUGCCUCAACCAAUAGCUGAAGUUGUUUGUGGUAAAGAACAUGUUUUAAUUCUGUCGAAUUCAGGUCAAGUAUUUAGCUAUGGAGUUGGAAGCAAAGGACAGCUAGGGCAUGGUACAAUCGAGAACUUGGGUAAACCAUCAUUACUGGAUGCUCUUGAUGGUAUAAAGAUUAUAGCUAUUGCUGCUGGGGGAUGGCAUUCUGCAGCCAUAAGUAAUGAUGGUGAUCUUUACAUGUGGGGCUGGAAUGAAAGUGGUCAGUUGGGAUUUCCUUGCAGUGAACUCCAAAGUGAUAAAUUACCACUAACAGAAAUUGAAACUGUUUGUUGUCUUCCAAAAAGUAUUGAAUUUAAAGAUGAUUUGAAAGUCAUCGCUGUUAGUUGUGGAUCUCGUCACACAGUGGCUAUUACUGAGAAUAAUCGGGUGUGGACGUGGGGCUGGAAUAAUUAUGGUCAAUUAGGACACAAAAAAUGUAUGUUGUCUGAUAAACCUGAAGUAGUUCCUUUACCAGAUAAUUUUGUAAUACAAACUGUAAAAAGUGCAUUCUGGUCUACACUUAUUACUGGGUUUAUUAAAGAGAAUUAUAAGUGAAA
Molecule: messenger RNA, 1171 nt
Organism: Stegodyphus dumicola
Lineage: Eukaryota; Metazoa; Arthropoda; Arachnida; Araneae; Eresidae
Product: RCC1 domain-containing protein 1-like
Source: RefSeq, a predicted model, not a curated record